Molecule: messenger RNA, 403 nt
Organism: Moneuplotes crassus
Lineage: Eukaryota; Ciliophora; Spirotrichea; Euplotida; Euplotidae
Source: the annotation of a GenBank genome assembly
UAGAUGUUUAAGUACGAUAAACAGAAUUCAGUUGUAGAUGAAGAGUUGUAUUAUUCACAACCUAAGGUUGAGAGUAAAGAGUUAAGAAGAUCUGGAAGGAAGAGAAUUCAGCAUGAAGAGCCAGAUUUUAUUAAUAUCCCCAUAAAAUAUAUCGAAGAAGGAAGAGAUAUUCGUAUUACCUCAAUAGUAGAAGAGAUUCUCGACUUCAGAGUUGUAAAUAACAAGAAAGAAUUUCUACUUAAAUGGAAAGGCUACCCAGAAGAUUUCAGCACAUGGUGCUCAGACAAAUACACUAUAGAAGAAGCUCCUCAUCUUGCUCUCCCAUAUCUUACUGAAAACUACUACAUCCCAAAGAUUGCUUUGAAGUUUGUAAAGAAAGAAUCAGCUCACUAAAUUCCUAAGU